UCAGCUUUCCUGCAUAGAAUUUAAGAACAUGGGUCAGAAGGACUUCUCAGAAUCAACCGAUCCAAGGUUCUCCUUAGCUUUCCAUAGUCUGGGGACUGACGAUGGCUCCAACUAUGUGAAGAAAUGCAGCUUCAACAAGAACUUCAACAGUGCUAUUGGGUUCUUCAGUUCAAACAACUUCGUCGUUGAAAACAACGUCGUUUACUAUACCGUUGGCUCUAGCAUCGUCGACGAGGGUGAGGACAACACCUUCCGCUACAACCUGAUAUCCCUUUUGUUCUUCCCUGGUACAUACAACGGCGAAUCGGAAUCUCAGUACCAGCCAUGGGAAGGUGGAUUCUACCUCAAUAAAGCCUCUAGAACUGUACUACAGGGCAAUGUUGUUGCUGGAUCUGAGCUUGCUGGCUACCGUACCUAUGGAGAGCUUUGUGAAGAGUCCACUAACUGGGUCGACAAUGAAGUCCAUGGUGCGACAUAUGGUGUUAUGAUAUGGAAAAAAGGAAACCCAGAACCUAUGGAUUGCAGAAGGAUCAAUAACUUUUAUGCUUGGAGAAUCACUGAUACAGCCUUCUACAUGCAAAGUUAUGCAAGCCUUCACCUAACAAACGUGAUUAGUGCUGACAACCUCAUUGGAACAAACCAGAUCAUUUACGCUCCACCUGCCUUGAGCCACAUGGUCUCUACGAAAACAGCAACUACAGAUAACUCCUUGUUCAUCGGAGCAUCUCCAUCGUAUGACUGUACUUACCACGAUUCUAAAUCCAAUGCUCAGAACUUCUUUGAGACUCUGUGGACAAAAGGCAUUGAUGGCGGAAAUGCCGGAGUGAUGCUGGCAGCCUUUGUCUCAGGAGUCAACAUGGCUCCCAAGCAUGCAUUCCACGAGGCAUCCAGUUACCCAGCCAUCAAUGGAGCCACACACAUCAGUAACGUCAAGUUCGCUAACUACGCCAAUCGCUCAUGUGGCAAGGAUGUUGCCAUGAUAUCCAACAAAGACGCAGAUGAUGCUAUCCACCCGGUCUUUGUUAGUGGCCUAACCUUCCUCGACACUUCAGAAAAUAACAGGCUCUUCCUGUUCGAACCCAACCUUGGAAGAGUGAACCCUUCAGACUGCGUGGACAUGGAUUGUGAUGGCCACAAAAAGGUUAUAAUUACUGACAAUGAUGGCACUUUCCUUGAUGUUGCGGGCGCCACCGCCACCUCGCAGGCUGAGUUCGAGUGGGAUGGAGAUCCAAGUCGCGGAGUCGGGGAUUACAGGAUUCCAGUCUCUCUUCGUCAGAAUUCCAAUGGCAGUAUCAUUACAGCUGCAGAGAAGUUCCCACAGAAAGGAAUUAUUCGUGAUGACUCUUGCACUCUCAUGGCGGAGUGGCGAGCGUGGAAGUGCACGAAUCUUAGGCACCGCAUGAUGGUCAUCGAGAGCAUGGAUACAGACACAGAAAUUCGUCGCUUGUCUCCCAUUGGUCUCAUUGCAAACCCAGGCGUGAACGGUUAUGUGGACCUGCUGAAUGGGCCGAUGGAUCGCGGAUGGUGCUUCGGCUAUACCUGUCAGGAGAGAAUCUCCACUUUCUAUGCUGUUGUGGCUACAGGGCAUACUUACGAAAUGGCUAUGACUAGUACCCCACCUCAGGUCAUCCGAUUCCACUUGCUCCACACGGAUCCCAGUGAGGCCGUUCUUCUUCGCAUGUACUUCCCGAAGAUGCAAAGAUUCGACAUAUCUGUUGACGGCGUCUAUGUUCCUCCAACCAACAUUGACAAUUCCAAAUAUCCAGCAAAUUACCAGCUUCUUCCCGAAAGUGAUUCAUUCUUCCCAUCCAUCACUGAUUCCGUAGGAACCAAUUACCUGCAAAGAGAAGAAAAGCUCCUCCACGUCGUCCUACGAGGCGGGUCUGUGAUAGAUAUUACAACGACUCCUACAAUAAUCCUUUCCAUGGGCAUUGCGAUCGACCCCGACAAUUUCUACGAAGAGAACCUCGUGCAGAAUUUGGCUCUUUUGCUGAAUAUCGCGCCCGAAAAUAUCAGAGUCACCAACAUCAUCAGCGAGAGUUCAGGGAGGAGGAGGAAGAGGGGAGCUUCGGAGGUCAUUCAAGCAGAGUUUGAGAUCGCAAGUCCGCCAACCGACGCGUCCAACAACACGAGCACCAUCAAUGGGACUGAGGCAGAAAUUUUGACCCGCACAGAUUUAGAGGAGAUCAUGGUAGAAGUUGUGAACACCUUCCAGUCUGGCGUGUGUGAGGUUUGCAACUUCACCAUAAAUACACUGAGGGUCACCCCACCGUUAGAUGAGCCCGAGGUGCCAACUGGCUAUGCAACGCCAGAAUUCGGUCAGCAGAUCACAGAAAACGGAACUCUAUACAGCAACUUGCAACAGCAGGGAGACCUGUUGGCACUGAACCAGAGUAUUAAGGGCAUCACUUACGAACAGCCUAGUGCCUCUUCUAUAGAACAAGCAGUUCCGAUCACAGUUAAAGCACUUACUCCAUUUGCUGACCAACCGGUUAUCGUCGUCCUUUCAGAUGAAGGUAAUCCCAUCACUGAGCUGGGCCGAGAGAGCGACCCCUGGAUGAUGACGGCCUUCCUCUCCGGCGGGGACUCGAGGGCAACCCUCUUGGGCAACACGACGGUGCCCUACGAGGACGGGGCCGCGACCUUCAGGAACCUCGGCGUCAGCCUCCCGGGCCAGGGUUACAGCCUAUCCUUCAUGGUCACGAGUCCGGACUCGGCGCCGGAGCUUUCUGUCUCCCUUGACCAGUCCUUUGAGGUUGAACCAAAGACGAUUAAGAUGGAGAUUGAGGCUCCAGAAUAUAUCGUACUCAACCAAGAUUUCAGUCUUAACAUUGUCCUUAUUGACGCUGAUACAGGGAGUAUUAUGGACAGCUCAAUGCUUCUAGGUCAAAGUAUUAAUGGUGAAGUGAUGGCGAGGAAACGCUCAAACCUCAGCGGCAAUACAACGUUCACUUUCCAAGAUGAGGACGUGGCCAGCUUCUCGAUUGACGGCCUUCGAGUGGGCAAAGCGAUCCGGAGUUUCCGUCUUUCCAUCAAGAGCCUGAUUGCACCAGCUGGCAUUACCGUCGUUGACACAACGGGCAUCAUACCGGUCUUAGAUUUCGAAAUGCCCGAGAACGCCAAGAUAAUAACAAUUAAGAUGAGCGUCAAAGGCAUCAAGAGUGAGGAAUUGAAGAGAGAUAUAGCAACGUUCGAAAAUAAGGUCAUGUCUGAGAUCUCAAGCAUCGGAGACGUGUACUGGCAUAACCCUGAACUGAAAACCGGCAGGAAGCUGAUUUUCUCCGUGGAUGCACAAGGGGGCCAGGCGGAGCUGAGCGCUGCCAUCGAGACCCUCUGCAUGAAGCUGAAGACAAGGGAAAUCAAAUUCAAGAUUAGCAGGAGGACCGUCUGGUUAGAGGAAAUGAAGGUCGACAAUGGAAAGUGGUUUAAGUGUAAAGUGAGGCGGUUCAUUGAGGUGAAGCAAUACGUGGUCUCCUAGAGGAAGUUUGGAGAUGGCAAGAAGCACGAUUUUGACAAAUACUACAUUUCAUUUUAUACACGUGGUUACUUUCUGUUUUUUGUGGUACGAGUGAUUUGAUAUCAAAAUCUACAAAUCGUAUUUUAAACGUAUCUUCUAGCAUUUAAAGCCUGAUUUAUCGAUGGCAAUGGAUGAUAACCGUUGAAAUAUAUUGUAUCUUAAAAUUGACGAUUCACACAUUGUCAUCCUUUUGACAUUAGAAGUUGCAAAAAAAAUCUAUGUUAAUGCAAUAAACAAAACCAUC
Molecule: messenger RNA, 3761 nt
Organism: Penaeus monodon (black tiger shrimp)
Lineage: Eukaryota; Metazoa; Arthropoda; Malacostraca; Decapoda; Penaeidae
Product: fibrocystin-L-like
Exons: 21
Coding region: 29-3478 (1149 amino acids)
Source: RefSeq, a predicted model, not a curated record